Messenger RNA from Podarcis muralis (Common wall lizard), 1155 nucleotides. The record is from RefSeq and is a predicted model, not a curated record. NCBI's taxonomy places the organism in Eukaryota, Metazoa, Chordata, Lepidosauria, Squamata, Lacertidae.
AUGAAGUACCUUGCAGUUCUCUUCACCAUUGUUGCUCUCGCCGAAUGUCUCGUUAAGAUUCCCUUGCAGAGAGGGACGAAAGUAAGAGACACUCUCAAGGAGAAAAAUCUGCUGGAAAAUCUUCUUCAGAAAUACCGUUAUGACAUUGGUAUAAAAUACAACUCAGAUAUUUCUAAUGCUGCCCAGGUGGCUGAAGAACCACUUCUGAACUCUUUUGAGACUGAAUACUAUGGAACAAUCUACAUUGGAACCCCACCACAGAAGUUCACUGUUGUGUUUGAUACUGGAUCAUCCACUCUCUGGGUACCCUCUCUCUAUUGCAGUAGUCAAGCAUGCCAAACACACCAUAGAUUUGACCCACGUAAGUCUUCUACCUUCCAAGGAACAGGACAGCCAUUCUCCAUUAAGUAUGGGAAAGGAAGCAUGGAAGGGAUCUUUGGACUUGAUACAGUCAAGGUAUCCAGUCUUUCCAUUUCUCAUCAGGGAUUUGGCUUGAGUACCACUGAGUCAGGUAAAGCCUUUGUCAACAUGACAUUUGAUGGGAUCCUGGGCUUAGCCUACCCCUCCCUUUCUGAAGAAAAAGCAACUCCAUUCUUUGAUAGCCUGAUGAAGGAAGGCUUGCUUGAGAAACACCAAUUUUCUGUUUAUCUCAGCAGAAAGAAAAGAGGAAGUGAGUUCAUUUUUGGUGGAAUUGAUCAAUCUCACUAUACUGGUCGUAUUAAUUGGAUACCUGUUAAUUAUCAGUCAGGUUUUUGGCAGAUUGCACUGGAUAGCAUUUUAGUGGAUGGUACAGAGAUUGCCUGCAAAGGUGGAUGCCACGGAAUCAUUGAUACAGGGACAUCCCUCUUGCUUGGCCCAAAAUAUGAGAUGAUUAAAAUCGAAAAAGCCAUUGGAGCCACUCCAACACACUUUGGCAUAAGUGAAAUCAACUGCAGUGAACUCUCCAAUAUGCCAGAUGUUGUUUUUGUAAUCAAUGGAAUCCACUAUCCAUUGCCGCCAUCAGCCUACACUCUUAAGGACAAACAAGUCGGCUGCUUUAGUGGUUUUGGAUACUCAUUUGAUGGCAGUUGGAACCUAGGAGACGUGUUCAUCAGAGAAUACUACAGUAUCUUUGACCGGGAGAACAACCAAGUUGGACUGGCAAAGGCAGUCUAA